Molecule: messenger RNA, 3488 nt
Organism: Pelagomonas calceolata
Lineage: Eukaryota; Pelagophyceae; Pelagomonadales; Pelagomonadaceae
Source: the annotation of a GenBank genome assembly
UUUUUCACCUUUUUUUGCGGCAGCCAAAACUGGUCGUAAAUCCAGCCUUGCGCUGUCGGCAAAAGUUUAAGUGCUUGCCAGCGGUCGCCAGGAGCUACUCGCAAAUUUUCAGCAGCGCUGCGCAUAGUAACAGCCCUCAAACCAAAGUUUCCAGCAUCUCGGCAGCGGAACACAGCGGCAGCGGAACACAUGGCCGACCGCGCCGCAAUCUACGUCCAGGACGACCGCUUGGUCUGGGCGCCGGCGACCGUCCUGCAACAGAGCGCGGGCAAGCUCGUGGUCAAGGCGCGGCGCCCCGCCAACGACGCGUCACUAGAGAGCUGCCCCUACGUAGAAUUACAAACAGAGGGCGACGCCUCGACGCUGCCGCAGCAGAACACGCCAGCAAUCGUCGAAGACCUCGUCUCUCUAGACCGGCUCCACGAGGCCAGCGUGCUGUGGUGUUUGCGCGAACGGUUCUUCCGAGGCAAGCCCUACACGCGCACGGGAGACGACAUUGUGGUGGCCGUGAAUCCAUUUAAGUGGCUGCCUCAGUUGUAUGAUGCUCAAACGCGAGAACGCUACGGAGAGAAGCAAGAGGAAGCACACGCGUAUGCGAUCAGCAACCGCGCGUUUCGAGGCGUGCUCGAUGGCAGGGACCAGUCCAUUCUCGUGUCUGGCGAGUCGGGCGCCGGAAAGACCGAGACGGUGAAGAUUUUACUGCGGCACCUCUGUGGUGAUAGUAGUGAUGUGGCCUCUCGCGUGUUAGAUGCUGCUCCACUCUUGGAAUCCUUCGGCAACGCCAAGACGAUCCGGAACGACAAUUCGUCGAGGUUCGGCAAGUUCACGCGGUUGCGCUAUGAUGGACACGGCCGUCUGCGCGGGUCGGACUGCGAGACGUAUUUACUGGAGAAAAGUAGGGUCGUAGCCCAAGCGCCUGGGGAACGAACGUACCACUGCGCCUACGGCAUUCCUGAUUUAGAUGUAGCAGCUUUACAUUACGUCACGGCGUCGCAACGCGGUACGAUAGAAGGUCUUACAGAUGAGGAUAGACAUAGCCAGGCCUGGGCUUCACUGGCGAAGUGCGGCGUGUCUGCCAAGGAUCGCGAUUCACUAAUAGACAUGCUCAAGGCGGUGUUUCUACUCGGCGAUAGCACCGAUGAGGCAGCUUCAUUGCUCGGCGUACCCGCAGAUUCACUAAAAACAGCGCUCAAAGAACGAACAGUAACUGUAAGAAGAGAAACGACCAUCGUCCAGCGCACGCCAGCCGAAAGAACGGCCGCGAGGGACGCCCUCGCCAAAGAGCUCUACGCUCGAUGCUUCGAUUGGGUCGUCGCGCUCACGAACGAAGCCACCUCUGUCGAUGCGUGGGAGGCGUCGUGUGGUCUGCUGGACAUCUUCGGCUUCGAGUCCUUCCCGAUCAACAGGUUCGAGCAGCUGUGCAUCAACUACGCAAAUGAAAGACUACAGGAGAAGUUCUGUCAGUGGCUCAGCGUGGGAAAUGAGCUUCACAAGUUGACGCGGUCGCCGCGACGGCGUCGACGCGAUGCCGUGUCGCCUCGACGUCGUCGACGCGGCCGCGCGAGAGUCCACGCGUCUCGCGAGAGAGCCGCGGCAGUGUCGCGACGGCGUCGUUCCACACAGGUCGGGACCUGUUCCGGAGCGUCCAGGCGGAGUACGAGGACGAGGGGAUUCCCUUCGAACCCAUCGCCUUCCCGGACGCCGCCGCUGCGUUGAAACUGUUGGAGGGGCCGAUGGGUAUUGUAGACGUGCUCGACGAAGAGUGCGCCCGACCGGGCGGCUCGGAGCUGGCUCUCGUGUCGAAGCUGAAGACCUUGCACGACGACAAUCAACGUUUUUAUGUGCCGGACAAGUUCUCUGCGAACAAGUUCGGGGUAAGACACUACGCGGAACCAGUAUCAUACACCGUCGACGGGUGGUGCGAACGAAACCGCGACGCGCUACAUGCUGAUUUGGUAGAACUCAUGAAGAAGAGCUCCGUCUCGUCACUCUUCGAAACGGACGACAAGCGCCAAAAAACGGUCGCCUCCAAGUUCCGACGAAGGCUGAAGACGCUCCUCGAGGACGUGUCGCGGACGGAGACGAGGUACGUGCGGUGCGUGAAGCCCAAUAGCGAGGCGUCAUCUUCUUUGUUUGAUGCUCCAUCGGUUUGUGCCCAGCUGAGAUGCGCGGGCGUCGUCGCUGCGGUGGAAAUGACGCGGGCCGGCUACCCCAACCGGUCGGGUCACGCGGCGUUCCUCGCAAGGUACGGCCGGUUGACGUCCGAGUCUGAUGUAGAGAGCGUCGCACGUUCAUUACUUGGUGAAAGGAGGCACGCCGUCGGCAAGACUCGCGUGUAUUUGGGACCUGGCGUCUUGGAGUUCCUCGAGCGGCUGUUAUCCACGGCGCAUGCGAGGAGUGCCACUUCAGUAAAUACGUGUGCGCGGAGGUAUCUCCAGUUGAGACGGUUCUCUGUCCUCAGACAAACGGCUAUCCUUGUACAGAGGCGGCGGCGCGGUUUCGUGAGGAGGCGCGCGUUCGUGAGCCUCGUCGCAGCUUCUAUCACGCUGCAAGCGGUAGCGCGAUCAAGACGGGCUCGAAAGGCCACGAAACAUAAAAGACGCCGCGUGAGUGCGACUCGUCUCGCGGCGUGGGCGAAGACGCGCAGCGAGCUGCACAAGUUCACACGAGUCCGCGACGCCUCGGUGCGCAUCCAGACUUUAGUUCGAAGGGUCCUCGCUGUGUUGUUCGUGGAGAAGUUACGACGCAACGCCAUUGAGCGCCAGAAGAUGGAGAACCAACUUGACGAGUUAAGAAGACGCCUCGAUGAAGAGAAAGAGCAAAGAGAACGGGUCGAGAGGAGGCUGUCCUCUGAUACGUUGACGGACGAGUCCACGCGCAUGCUCGAUUACCUGAGGACGGAAGUGGUAGCUCUCACGCGGACCUGCGACGCUCUGAGAAGAGAAAAUGAUAUAUUGCGGACGCACCACGAGCGGGGCCAGCAGGCCCGCGCAUCGGCGCAACAAAGUGUCGCGGCGGUGGCGGCCCACGUGCGGUUCCUGGGCGACAAGAACGCGUCCAUAAAAAAUGAGAACCGGCAGUUGUUGAAAGCUACAGCGGUCCUCAAGGAAGAACUGGCCAUGAGGCAGGCCAUCUACCUCAACCAAGUGGCCCAGAACGCUAAAUUAAGGAGGGUCAUGGAGAGCAUGGUCGACACGGCGGACGUGCGCGGGUGCGACCGGUCGCUCCUCGAGGAGUUAAGGGUUAUGGCCGACUUGCCGUUGCACGAGGAUUCCAUUGACGAGGAGCCCGUCGUUGCGGGUGUCGACCAACGGCCAGGUUUUUUUGGAAGGCUCUUCGGUGGCUCUCAAAAACGGUCGUGGAUCGGGAACGCGCCGUCUCCCGGUGACAAGGCGCGGGGCCCGACGCACGCGCGGUCCCAGCGGCUGAGCCGCGUCGACGCGUCGACGACCUUCGAGUAACUGUUGUUGUAGUAGUCUAAAUACCCC